AUGAUUGCAAACGAUGGUAUUGUUAAUGUAGACACAGUGCUAGCUGUACUCUCGAAUGAAGAAGAAUUCAUUUUUAAACCUUUUCAAUCGGGGCCUACAAAUGAUAUUGGUGCAAUAGAAUGUGGAAAAGUUGUAUCAAGAAUGAAUAAACCUAUAUUUGACUAUCAAAUUGGUGAUAAGGCAAAUGCAUCUGUAUUUAAUCCAGUAUUUUAUUAUAGAAUUACUUUAACAAUACCUGAAACUAAACAAGUUGUUAUGGAAUUCUAUGAAAAUCGUUUACCUCUUCUAUGUCAAAUGUGUAGUAAACAAGAAGUUCGAUAUUCAACAACUAUUGAAGGUGAAAGUCAAUCAAUGGGAACUAUACGAAAAGGGUAUGUUUAA
This is a messenger RNA of Rotaria socialis, 381 nucleotides long. The record is from the annotation of a GenBank genome assembly. Lineage: Eukaryota; Metazoa; Rotifera; Eurotatoria; Philodinida; Philodinidae.